CCUUCAUUUAACAGUGUAAAGCUCGUCGAGCUAGUAUGAAACACAUUUCCGCACUGCUACUACCGUUUUAAUGUGUUGUUAUGGCAACCAGUAGACAUCCUGUGUGUUGUGGGCUGAAGCAAACACACACAUCGGCUGCCAGGAGUUAGUAAACGCUGCCUACUUAACCUUUUUUUUCACCUGCAAAUUGUCCAUCUGUUGUCGUAUCAUGGCCCAUUACAAAGCCUCAGAAUCGAAGCGAGAACAGUUCAGAAGAUAUCUGGAGAAAUCUGGAGUCCUUGACACCAUAACAAGUGUUUUAGUGGCACUUUAUGAAGAGACUGACAAACCCAACAAUGCACUGGAUUUCAUUAAGCUUCACCUCGGCGCGACUGGUCCAGAGCCAGUAGACGCUGAGGCCCUUCGCAUGGAGCUGGCUGAUCUACAACAGAAAUUCAACCUGCUCAUGGAAGAGAACAAAGAGCUGAAAAACAAGCUGAUGCAAUAUGAACCAUCACCUGAAAAUGGAGCAGCAGAGUGAAAGGUGGAGUUAACUGUGGCUUUCUUGGUUGG
Acanthopagrus latus (yellowfin seabream) is the source of this 552-nucleotide messenger RNA. Its product is annotated as c-Myc-binding protein-like. Gene Ontology annotation, molecular function: transcription coactivator activity. Gene Ontology annotation, cellular component: nucleus. Bases 209 to 520 code for a protein of 103 amino acids. The transcript has 5 exons. NCBI's taxonomy places the organism in Eukaryota, Metazoa, Chordata, Actinopteri, Spariformes, Sparidae. The record is from RefSeq and is a predicted model, not a curated record. Gene Ontology annotation, biological process: regulation of DNA-templated transcription.